AUGGGGCGAGGACGAGACACAGGAGGAGAGGGAGAGAGAGAAGAGGAGAGAACAGAGCAUAAGAUGUCCAUUGAGGAAGUAUGCCGAAAGUACAACACUGACAUUGUGCAGGGUCUAACUAACGCUAAAGCGGCUGAGUAUCUGGCCCGGGAUGGUCCGAAUGCCCUCACUCCUCCACCCACUACCCCAGAGUGGGUUAAGUUUUGCCGCCAGCUCUUUGGGGGCUUCUCCAUCCUGCUCUGGAUUGGAGCCAUCCUCUGCUUCCUGGCUUAUGCCAUCCAGGCAGCCACAGAAGAUGAACCAGCAGGAGACAAUUUGUACCUUGGCAUCGUUCUGUCUGCUGUGGUUAUCAUUACCGGCUGCUUCUCCUACUUCCAGGAGGCAAAGAGCUCAAAGAUCAUGGAGUCCUUCAAAAACAUGGUGCCCCAGCAAGCGUUAGUGAUCCGUGAGGGUGAGAAGCUGCAGAUUAAUGCAGAGGAGGUAGUAGCUGGAGAUUUGGUGGAGGUGAAAGGAGGAGACAGGAUCCCUGCGGACCUACGGAUCAUCUCCGCUCAUGGGUGCAAGGUUGAUAACUCCUCACUGACAGGUGAAUCAGAGCCUCAGACCAGGUCACCUGACUGCACCCAUGACAAUCCCCUGGAGACCCGCAACAUUGCCUUUUUCUCAACGAACUGUGUUGAAGGUACGGCACGUGGCAUUGUGGUGUGCACUGGCGAUCGAACGGUCAUGGGUCGCAUUGCCACACUGACCUCCGGCCUUGAAACAGGCAAAACCCCCAUUGCAAAGGAGAUUGAGCACUUCAUCCACAUCAUCACAGGUGUAGCUGUUUUCCUAGGAGUCACCUUUUUCAUCCUGUCCAUCAUCUUAGGCUACAGCUGGUUGGAGGCUGUCAUCUUCCUCAUUGGCAUCAUUGUGGCAAAUGUGCCUGAAGGUCUCCUCGCUACUGUCACUGUAUGUCUGACCCUUACAGCUAAACGCAUGGCUCGUAAGAACUGCCUGGUGAAGAACCUUGAAGCCGUUGAGACUUUGGGUUCCACAUCCACCAUCUGUUCAGAUAAGACUGGCACCCUGACACAGAACCGCAUGACCGUUGCCCAUAUGUGGUUCGAUAAUCAGAUCCAUGAGGCUGACACUACUGAAGACCAGUCUGGGACAUCCUUCGAUAAAACUUCUGUGACGUGGGUAUCACUGGCCCGUGUGGCAGCACUCUGUAACAGGGCGGUGUUUAAGGCAGGUCAGGAGUCUCUGCCAAUUCUCAAGCGGGAUGUAGCUGGUGAUGCCUCUGAAUCAGCUCUGCUAAAGUGUAUUGAGCUCUCCUGUGGGUCUGUCAAAGCCAUGAGGGACAAGAACAAGAAGGUGGCUGAGAUUCCCUUUAACUCAACCAACAAAUACCAGCUUUCAGUGCAUGAGACCGAGGACACAGAUGAUAACCGCUAUCUGUUGGUGAUGAAGGGGGCACCAGAGCGUAUUCUGGAACGUUGUUCCACCAUCAUGGUGCAGGGCAAAGAGCAGCCCAUGGAUGAAGAACUGAAGGAGGCCUUCCAGAAUGCCUAUCUGGAGCUGGGAGGACUGGGAGAGAGAGUCCUAGGUUUCUGCCAUUUGUUUCUGCCUGAGGAUCAGUACCCUAAAGGAUUUGCUUUUGAUACAGAUGAUGUGAACUUCCAGACAGAUAAUCUUUGCUUUGUGGGUCUGAUGUCUAUGAUCGACCCCCCACGUGCUGCAGUGCCUGAUGCUGUGGGCAAAUGCAGAUCGGCUGGCAUAAAAGUCAUCAUGGUGACAGGCGACCACCCAAUCACAGCCAAGGCCAUUGCCAAGGGCGUGGGUAUCAUCUCUGAAGGCAACGAGACAGUGGAGGACAUUGCUGCUCGUCUUAAUAUCCCUGUUAGCCAGGUUAACCCCAGGGAUGCCAAAGCAUGCGUGAUCCAUGGCUCGGAUCUGAAGGAUCUGACCCAGGACCAGAUGGACGAAGUUUUGAAGAACCACACCGAGAUUGUCUUUGCCAGGACCUCCCCACAACAGAAGCUUAUCAUUGUAGAGGGCUGCCAGAGACAGGGUGCUAUUGUGGCUGUGACUGGUGAUGGUGUAAACGACUCUCCAGCUUUGAAGAAGGCAGACAUUGGUGUGGCCAUGGGAAUCUCAGGCUCAGAUGUUUCCAAGCAGGCAGCUGACAUGAUUCUGCUAGAUGACAACUUUGCUUCCAUUGUCACUGGUGUGGAAGAGGGGCGUCUGAUCUUUGAUAAUCUAAAGAAAUCAAUUGCUUACACCUUGACAAGUAACAUUCCUGAAAUCACUCCCUUUCUGUUCUUCAUCUUGGUUAACAUUCCUCUUCCUCUUGGGACCAUCACCAUUCUGUGUAUUGACCUGGGUACUGACAUGGUGCCUGCCAUCUCCUUGGCCUAUGAAGCAGCAGAGAGUGACAUCAUGAAGCGCCAACCCCGUAACCCUCUGAGAGACAAGCUGGUUAAUGAGCGGCUCAUCAGCAUUGCCUAUGGACAGAUUGGGAUGAUUCAGGCUCUUGGAGGUUUCUUUGCCUACUUUGUGAUCAUGGCUGAGAAUGGUUUCUUGCCAUCCGUGCUGGUGGGCAUUCGGCUUAACUGGGAUGAUCGGUCCAACAAUGACCUAGAGGACAGCUACGGACAACAAUGGACCUAUGAGCAAAGGAAAAUCGUGGAGUUCACCUGUCAUACAGCUUUCUUUGUGAGCAUUGUGGUGGUGCAGUGGGCUGAUGUCAUAAUCUGCAAGACCCGUCGCAACUCUGUGUUCCAGCAGGGCAUGAAGAAUAAGAUUCUGAUCUUUGGCCUUUUUGAGGAGACAGCUUUGGCGGCCUUCCUUUCUUAUUGCCCAGGGAUGGACGUGGCCCUGAGAAUGUACCCACUAAAGCCCAGUUGGUGGUUCUGUGCAUUUCCCUACAGCUUCCUCAUCUUUGUUUAUGAUGAAAUUCGAAAACUCAUCUUGCGCAGAAACCCAGGAGGUUGGGUCGAGAAGGAGACCUACUAUUAAGUCAUCACCUUCAUUUUUCUUUUCAUCCUAUUUGCCUGCACAGCAUCUCUCUCUCUCUCCCUCUCUCUCCAGACCAUAACAACACCCGGUCCUGUUACCUUCUUUGAAGAAAUAAAAUUUUAAAAAAAGUUCCCGAUGCCAGUAAGAUGUUAGACCCAACAGUGAUAGAGGGAAUGAGGCUGCACUUCUUUCUCUCUAUUCACUUUUUUUUUUUGCUUUUCUACUGACCAGAACACUACAGCUGAUUUUUUUUUAUUUUUUGCCAGUAUCUUCUCCAUGCUGUUUCUUGAUAUCGUUCUACACUGUCAAUGUUGUACUGAAUACUAGUGACAAUGAUGAUUCUUGUCGUAAUUUAAGUCGUGACCAACGUAGGACACACAUGUCCUGUGCGCACACUGCCAUUUUUUUUCCUCUUCAGACACCCUGUUUGGCCUCCUUCACUCUCACUACUUUUCUCUUCUCCCUCCCUGCAUCCUUCUUGUUUCCCUCUGCUGAAAUACAAGUUGAAUGAAGCAACAGAUACUGCGUUUCAGUCAUCGAAGUAAUUAACAGCACCGUCUCUGGUCUGUUUCUCUUCUUCAACUCUCCAUAACUCUCCCCUACCAUGCUCUCUCUCUCUGUCUGUUACUGUGUUUUUUGGUAUGUUUAUGUUCACUGUGGCUCUGAGUUAGAGGUCUGUGUGGGACAGAAUUUUCAGUCCCGCCCG
This is a messenger RNA of Neoarius graeffei (lesser salmon catfish), 3706 nucleotides long. RefSeq names its product sodium/potassium-transporting ATPase subunit alpha-3-like. Lineage: Eukaryota; Metazoa; Chordata; Actinopteri; Siluriformes; Ariidae. The record is from RefSeq and is a predicted model, not a curated record. Bases 1 to 3000 code for a protein of 999 amino acids. Gene Ontology annotation, biological process: intracellular sodium ion homeostasis; sodium ion export across plasma membrane; proton transmembrane transport. The transcript has 20 exons. Gene Ontology annotation, molecular function: P-type sodium:potassium-exchanging transporter activity; ATP binding; ATP hydrolysis activity. Gene Ontology annotation, cellular component: membrane.